UGUCCCAGGCAGCCCCCGCCUCGGAGUCGCCUCUGCCCGUCUCUGUUGGGGCCCUCCUCGCACCCGUCCCGCGGUCGAGGAAUGGAACCGGCCGGCGAGGAGGAAGCGUGGCGGGAAGGCGCGUCCUCGCCUGGGGCGGCCGCUCCCUCUGCGCUCGGGCUCGCCUUCUCCAAGAUUUUGCGUCGCCUCACCGGCCGGCCGGCACGGCGGCGCGACGCGAGAGCUACCGCUGUUAAGGACCUCGGCGCUCUAUUAGAAGCCACAGCAUGUGAGCGCUUAUUUGCGCGGAGCGGCGGCGCCCGCCGCAAAAUGCCCGAGACCCUGGGAGAGGUGGCCAAGGCCCUGGAGAAGUACGCGUCCCCGCCCCGGGAGGCCGAGGCCCGCGGGGACGCUGCCGGCCCGGAGGUGGCCGCCAGGGCGGCCGAGGUGGGCGCGCUCUUUCUUCAGCUCUUGAGCAAAGUCGAGGCUGCCAGGAGCGCCCCGGGGGAGCUCUGCCCCGAGUGGAGGGCAGGCCUGCGUCGCUUGGCGGGACCUGCCUACGUGUUUGCCGUCACACACAGCUUGGAGCAGCCGUGGGGCAGCCCGAGCUCCCGGGACGUCGCCGGAGAGGUGCUUGCCGCCCUGCUGAGGGUGACAGACUGUGGGUCCGUGGCAGGGUUCCUCCGCGGGGAAAACCAAGAGGAGGAAGGUCGAUUGCCUGUGAUCCUGGGCCUUCUCAAACCCAGUUUGAAUAAGGAAUCCUGGAAGAAUAAUCCUGCUGUCAAACACGUUUUCUCCUGGACUCUGCAACAGGUUACUCGGCCCUGGCUAACGCAAUACCUAGAAAGCACACUUCCCCCAUCCUUGCUCAUUUCAGAUGAUUAUCAGACUGAGAACAAAAUCCUAGGUGUACGCUGCCUACAUCACAUUGUGCUUAAUGUGCCAGUUGCUGAUUUGCUACAGUAUAACAGAGCCCAAGUCAUCUAUCAUGCCAUUUUCAACCAUCUGUACAUGCCAGAGUACCACCUCAUUGAGGCUGUGCUCCUGUGUCUGUUGGAUUUAUUCCCAGUCCUGGAGAAAGCCCAGCACUGGACGGGUGAUGCAGCUCGACCAACCACACACUGUGACGAGGUCCUGCAGCUGAUAUUGACCCACAUGGAGGCAGAGCACCGCCUGCUGUUGCGCAGGACCUAUGCAAGGAAUCUACCCACCUUUGUGGGAAGGUUGGGGAUCCUAAGUGUCCGGCACUUGAAGAGGUUAGAAAGAGUCAUCGUUGGUUACCUGGAGGUUUAUGAUGGACCAGAGGAGGAGGCGAGGUUGAAGAUGCUGGAAACCCUAAAAGUUCUCAUGUAUUACACUUGGCCCAGAAUCUCCUGCAGACUUGUGGUCUUGUUGAAGGCUCUCCUGAAACUGAUAUGUGAUGUGGCGAGGGACCAGAACCUUACGCCUGAGCCUGUUAAGAAUGCCUUGUUAGAGGAGGCAACAGGCUGCCUGAUUGUCUUGGACCACUGCUGUCAAGGACAGGUUAAGGAUCUUUUGGCCAGAAUCCUCCUCAGCUGUGAGGACAGCACAGUGGUGAGCUGCAUCAGGCAAGUGCAUCAGGAUUGUGACAGUAUGCCCUACCACGGAAUGUAAGAUUACUGCCCAAGAGGA
Molecule: messenger RNA, 1632 nt
Organism: Octodon degus (degu)
Lineage: Eukaryota; Metazoa; Chordata; Mammalia; Rodentia; Octodontidae
Gene: Tti2
Product: TELO2 interacting protein 2
Exons: 7
Coding region: 82-1614 (510 amino acids)
Cellular component (GO): cytosol; centrosome; nucleoplasm
Source: RefSeq, a predicted model, not a curated record